Molecule: messenger RNA, 1145 nt
Organism: Toxorhynchites rutilus septentrionalis
Lineage: Eukaryota; Metazoa; Arthropoda; Insecta; Diptera; Culicidae
Exons: 1
Coding region: 184-945 (253 amino acids)
Source: RefSeq, a predicted model, not a curated record
AGCGACAACUUCGAACAGACGUGAAGUUCAAGAUCCCGCACACGGGGAACUGGAAAUUUAAAACUGAUAUGGCCAACGGGAGUCUGGUUUAACUUUGGCGCCGUCUAUGUUCGAUGUUUUAGUUCGACAUCUCGUUUGGGUCAGUGAGGAUCGAAUUGUGGGGCGCUUGUGUAUACAAUCACUAUGAAGUGCAGGAUUUUUGUCGGUGUGUUUGUUCUAGUGUCUAUCGUCAUCGGACAACUCGAUGGCCGUGCGGUUCGCGUGCGGAGACAGGACAUCUCAUUCAAAACAUACGAACAGGAGGAAUACAAAUCUUUCACGGAUCGUAUGAAGCCACCAAAGCGCGGCUCCAGCCAAAGCAGUGUUGCCAAUACCGGCUCGCAAACCAUAAUCAACCAGCAUGGAAUUCAGCAGCAAACGUCGGGCGGAAGUCAGUCGUCAAACCUGGCAGACGAUGGAUCGAGCGGUCAGCUGAGUGCGGCGAAUACCCAACAACAAACGAUGCAAUCCGGUAACAGUUUCCAGAGUCAAAACAGUGGCCAAAGUCAGUCGGCCAACUUCGGAAAGGACCAUCAAAUUCUUUCGAACGCAAACACCAACACCAACGAGCAGCGGGAGAAUGGCAACGUCCUGCAGCAGACGAGUGGUGGAGCCGGAACAUCAGUCGUCGAUAAGCACGGAAGCCAAUCCAGCCAGGCUCAGACGAACAGUGAAACCGUUGAUGAGGCCGACCGAAAGGGUUCGAAGUCAACCGGAUCGAGUCAAUCGCUUCAGAUAGGAAACGAUGGGUCCGCUUCCGGAGCAAAUAGCAACACGGGUGCGGAAACGAUCGUGCUGGCCGAUGGAACCGUAAUCAACAAAUCGUUCAGUUCUUCCUCCAGCUUCCAGAGCAGUGGCAAUGUGAAAGCGGGCGCUUCGGCGAACAGUUUUUCGAGUGCCGGCUAGAGUUUGCUAUCAGCCCGAUUGCGUUGUAUUUGUGUGUCUGUUUUUGCUGUGCAAAUGUAGGUUAGCGAUAAUAAAUAAUGAUCUGUUACUUGUAGAAUAUGUUGUUCUGCUAACCUACGGGUUCAACGUAAAGACUGUUCUUGAGAAUAUUCAUACUGUUCAGAAAACGAAUAUAGUGAUUUGCAUGACUGAACCAUCAA